AUGUGGAGGAAGUUUUUGAAGUUUGACCGUGAUGCUGUGCGAAAUGGUUGGAGGAAAGUAAUAUGGAAACUGCAGAAGACAUUGGGAAUGGAUGCAAGCUGGCCAGUGUUGUGGACUGAGAGUAAACUGAGGUCUCUGCCUUCUCGACAGUUCAUCGAAGUGCUGAAUGCGUCGCAAGAAAAACAACUCUUGAACAUCAUCACUGAAGUGGAGUUACUUUCCCGUUGUUACAAUUAUUUUCCCAAACAUCUGUCAGAUGCGAAUUGGAAGAGGUUGCUUCAUUGUGAAACUCAGAAGCAACGGUUCAAUUAUAUCAAGUUUUGUCGUCAAAAGGAAUUAAAGGAAUUAAAAUGCGAAAUGAAACAUCGGCUGAAGAUUUCUGAGAAAUUAGGAACUUCGAAACCGGUGUCAGGAUUUGCAGUGUUUGUGGGCACCACACGGCGGAAGCGUAUUGCCGAUCAACGAAGAUUAAUGAAUCAUCUACACAAUCUUCAGCUGGAUCCAAAACCUGCACUGCUCGUUGAUUGUCGAUUUUUAAAUGAACUCUCACCGCAGGCUCUAUCUCAAACAUUACUCCAGCUUUCUUAUUUGGCAAGUGAAAACCGAGAUCGGCGACGUCCAUGGCCACUUUAUUUUUUUAAUUUUGAUAUGAAGGACGAAAGAAUCUUGGAAGGACGAGAGAGGUAUUUAUCAUUAGCUAAUUCACCAAGAAACAUAUCCCUCACAAUCUCAUCAUCCAGUUACUUGAAUCAUUUCUCUCCUGAAGAAAUAAUUUAUCUAAGUCCCCAUGCAGAAUUUGAUUUAGAGGAGGUAGACGGCUCAAAAGUAUAUAUUUUGGGUGGCAUAGUCGAUAGAGUUGCGCAACACCGUUUGCACCCAUAUGCAACACUCCUUGCUGCAAAGCAAGAUGGAGUCGAAGCGCGCCGACUUCCUAUUGACAGAUAUAUCAAAUGGAAAUCAGGUUCGAGAAGUAUGACAUUGCUUGCGGUUACAUCAAUUCUCUAUAGUGCUUAUGAAUCAUGUGGUGAUUGGGAAACUGCUUUUAGGAAAUAUGUCCCGGUAAGAAAUAUCAGGGGACCAGAAGAGAAGAAUCCCUACGGUCGACGUUUGCAUGCAUGCAUACAUGAUUAUGAGAGACGCCUACUAACAGAACUUAAUCAGAGAUUAUAA
This is a messenger RNA of Acanthocheilonema viteae, 1170 nucleotides long. NCBI's taxonomy places the organism in Eukaryota, Metazoa, Nematoda, Chromadorea, Rhabditida, Onchocercidae. The record is from the annotation of a GenBank genome assembly.